UAUAAAUGGACAAUCUGCUGUCUGUGUGGAUCAUUUGGUGUCAGACCUUUCGACCUGCAUUGCAAAGGAGUUGUGUUUCUUUUUGUCAAGGUUGUUGCUUUCUGAAGGGCGUUCUGUGAGGAGCUUCUGAGUGUUUGGCAGCCUCUGUGGGUGUGUUUUAUAUCAGACAGCUAUGAGUGGUAAAUACAGUGUGGUGUUACAGGGUCCAGCCCCAUGGGGCUUCAGACUGCAGGGGGGGAAAGACUUCAACAUGCCUCUCUCCAUUUCACGGCUGUCGGAUGGAGGAAAGGCUGCUAAAGCAGGAGUGGCUGUGGGAGAUCUGGUCCUGUCCAUCGACGGCAUCAGCACUGACGGCAUGAACCACCUCGAGGCUCAGAAUAAGAUCAAAUCCAGCUCAGGCAAACUCAACCUCUCCUUACAGAAAGCUUCCAGUCUUCCAAAACCAGAUGUGGCACCAAAGGAUGAUUCUGUGGAAAUCAUCAAACCCGUUCCCAUGACAACCUCCAUUCCAUCUUCCUCUGACAUCACAAACUCCACCCACAUCACUUCAUCCUCCAAUAGGAGCGCUCGUCCGUUUGGAGGGGCGGGGUCACCACACAUAGCCUGCAUUCCAUCUGCCGCGUCUGCUUUUGCACCCGCCUCCUCGGCUCAAAACCCUAAUCCACAGGCUCCGCCCACUCCUACUGAUGAUUCACCCAAUCAUCUACCGGCGGUGCCCCGCCCUUCAGUGUAUAACACACCCAUCAAUCUCUACUCCAAUGAGAAUGCCUGUGAGGUUGCCAUGGGCCAGAGGCGGGGCCUGCUGGAAAGCCAGGGUGAAAGCUCUCAGCUGAAUGGACUUCCUCGUAAACCUAUCACAGAGACAGACAUUGAGUUUUACCACAUCCCGACUCACGGUGAUGCCAGCAGGAAACGCCUCAUGGAGGACACAGAGGACUGGCACCCACGGACAGGAACUUCACAAUCCCGCUCGUUCCGUAUCCUGGCCCAAAUCACCGGCACUGAAUCUGAUCGCUCACAGGAGGCUGAGUCAGCGAAGAAGACAACAAAUGACGAGCUGGAUGAUUCUCAGCCCAGCGCUCAUGUCACCUGUCCCAUAAAGACCAUGAUCAAAGCCCCGGGAACGCCUGUCAGAAGCACAGCAGGUCUCAUCACUCCCACUUUUGGUGUCAUGAGCAGCAGUACUCCUUUAGGCCCCGCCUUGGACCAGCCCAUGCCCCGCCCACAUCCCAAAGACGAAGCCUCAUUGGUCCAGAUGGCAGAACACAUCCCUGCUGGAACACGCACUCCUGUGUGUGCUCACUGCGACAUGAUCAUCAGGGGGCCGUUCCUGAUGGCGAUGGGGAAAUCGUGGCACCCCGAGGAGUUCAUGUGCGCUCACUGCAGUGUGUCUCUGAGCGAGCUGGGUUUUGUGGAGGAACAGGGCUCUGUUUACUGCCAGCACUGCUAUGAGGAGUUCUUCGCCCCGACCUGUGCGCGCUGCCAGUACAAAAUCCUGGGGGAAGUGAUCAAUGCACUCAAGCAAACCUGGCAUGUGUAUUGUUUCCUGUGUGCAUCUUGCCAGCAACCGAUAAGAAACGAUACUUUUCAUCUUGAGGAUGGAGAGCCGUACUGCGAGAGAGAUUACUACAAUCUGUUUGGGACGGGCUGCCGUGGUUGUGAUUUCCCGAUAGAAGCAGGAGACAAGUUUCUGGAGGCCCUGGGCGGCACCUGGCACGACACCUGCUUCGUGUGCUCAGUGUGCAGCGUCAGUCUGGAGGGUCAGACGUUCUUCUCCAAAAAGGACAAACCACUUUGCAAGAAACAUGCUCACACUCUCAAAAUAUAAAUGCACAGUGAAAACAACUGUUGAAGUACAAGAAAAAAAUUAAAUAACACAUAUUUACAAAGAUAUAAAUGACACGUACUCAAAGGAAAUGCAAUUCUGAUGUGGUUUGAAUGAAGGAGGGUGUUAGAGGAUGUGGUUAUGUGUGAACAGCACUUUGGAAACUUAUGUUAGUAUUAUUUGAUCAAAUUAAAGAAGUAUCUUUUCUUUUUCUUCACCCCAAAAUGUCAUCAUUUAUUCGCCCUCAAGUUCCAAUCCAGCUUCUUUCUUCUGUUGAGCAUAAAAUAAGAUAUGUGUAAAAUAAAAAUGUGCUUAACCAAAGAGUUGCUGGUCCCCAUUGACUUAAAAAUACUAUGGAAGUCAUUGGGGACCAUCAAAUGUUUAGUUAUCAACAUUCUUUAAAAUAUCUUCUUUUGUGUUUGACAGAAGAAAGAAACUGGACUGGAACUUGAGUAAAUGAUGACAGAAUUUUUAUGUUUGGGUGAAGAACUAUCCCUUUAAUCUCCUCACUACACUGAGAAUUGUGUAUUAUUUAAUAAAAUAAGGACCAAACAAUUGGAAUGAGAAAAUUCUGAAGAAAUGCACAUUAAGUGAUCUGACAUAAAAUGCUGCAGUGAUGUUUUUUUGUAGUUCAGCGAGGAAGUUCGUAUCAUCCUGCUUUCCUUGACAAAAACCAAUAGGAUUUUUCCAUUGGAUUUGGAUUAUUGGAGUACAGUGAUGUUUUAGUGCCACUUUAAAAAAUAAAGUCAAAGUACUACGAGAAUAAAGUCCAAAUGUUUCGAGAAUAAAAUCGAAAUUAUGUUUCGAGAAUAAAGUCGAAAUGUUUAGAGAAUAAAGUUAAAAUAUUUUGAGAAUAAAGUCAAAAUUAUGAGAAUUUGUAGCAAUUACGAGAUUAAAGUUAUAAUAUUUUGAGACUAUAUUAGCCUAUUGUGCAUGCAAAUGGCCCGGAUUGGGAGCACUGGGAGAUAUUCCAAAGUCUCAGCUUUCAAAAUCUCUCAGUUUUAUAGCGAAAUACAAACAAUAUGUCUUACAAUAAUGUUUUUCACACUCUUUAAUGUGACGUGACAUGACAGAUCGCUGUAUUCGCUUCAGUUUAAGCGGCAGGUGAGUCAAUCAUCUUUCCGAUUACAGUAAGACAUUCGUUUCAUUAAAUUAGGCUAUACUGUUUUUUUUUUUUUCAAUCUGUCGUGCCACAUUAAAGAUCUUGAAAAACACAUUACUGUAAAUACUGUUUGUAUUUCGCUAUAAAACUGAUUUUGAAAGCUUUGUUUUAUAUUAAAAGUACCAAAAGCACAAGAGGGCUGGCGCACUAUAAUGCAAUCGGAGACAUGAAAUAUUAUUUCCGAGCAUACUGUCCCCGCGAGUAUGACACAUGGUAUGAUUUCUGCUAAUAAUCCCACAUAUAUUUGUAGUGUAUUAAAAAGGGUUAAAUAAGAGAGCUAGGACACCCCCCAAAGGAAUGUUGAUUGGGUGUGUGUGUGAGCUGAUGUUAAGAUAAAAGUUGUUCCUGUUGAGUCUGUUAAUAACUAUCAUAUUCUUGAUAUUAGGCUGUUUCCACGAGUCCUUAAAAUGUACUCUUCCUCAUCCCAGUAAGAUGAUGCAGCCGUUCGGACACAACAAUAUUCAAAUAAUUUCCGGUGGCUUGGCAGCUUCUCCCGGUGUCCUCAAUCCGGGUCAUUUGCAUGCGCAAUGCAGCCUAUAUUCUCAAAAUAUUAUAACUUUAAUUUCUACAAUUUAAAUUCUCUAAACAUUUCAACUUUAUUCUCAUAAUUUUGGAUUUUUUAUUUUUUAACGUGACACUAAAACGCCGUCCUAAUUGGAGAAAUUAAGCGCAGUGACUGACAAAAGUUUAUGAUUCUUGCACAUUUAUUCAUCAAGAUGAUCUUCACAAAUGAACACAACUUUUGAAGGCCUAAACACACCGUUGCCAGUAAGUUACUGUAAUUAAGAUUUACAGUAGCAAACUGUACUGUCCAAUUCAUCAGUAUACUACUGUAAUUCAUUCAUUUUAAUAUAGAUUUCAUUAGAUUUGAUAAUUUUUUAUAUAGAAUUCAUUUUAUUUUUACUCUACAUGGGUACUACUGGCAUUCAAUUAAAACAGACACAAUAAUGACAAAAUAUCAAAUUCUUUAUUUAAAACAGUGCAUGUAUAACACUUAAAAAUACAGUCUUCCAAUGCUGGAACAGUGCAUCUUCACAAUUUCUCCUGUCUUAGGAUGUUUUGCAGUGCAUUAUGUUAUAUCCUCUGGAUUUAUCAUUACAAAGAAUCUUUAGGCAACAGAAACAUAAUGGGGAAAAAGACAAGCAGCCAAAGAAUACAUAGCUGUCUGCAAAACCCAGGUGCUGCUCCAAAACGUGGCCUCCACCUUUGCUCACCCUCCACUUUGUUAGUGACAGAAAUGUCUUCUCUGAAAAACAAGCCUUUUCCAAACCACACAUUUUGUGUUUCACAGUAUAAGGAAAUUAUAUGCAUUUGUAAACAUGAAUUGAAGGGAAAUGUAUUUAUUUCUAUGCGAUAGUGGGCAACUCUGCUUUUACUAUAUUGUGUGAAAUGCUUGUUUUAAUGCCUGUUUUAUGUAUUUUUUAUUUUGUUAAUGAUAAUGAAAUAUUAGAUUUGCACUUUCUAUAAUUUCUGUUUUUGUAAAACUUUAAAAACUCCUGUUUGCUUUUAUACUAGUUUUAAUAAAAAUCGAAU
Messenger RNA from Onychostoma macrolepis, 4520 nucleotides. RefSeq names its product PDZ and LIM domain 5a (gene pdlim5a). The record is from RefSeq and is a predicted model, not a curated record. Bases 173 to 1828 code for a protein of 551 amino acids. Lineage: Eukaryota; Metazoa; Chordata; Actinopteri; Cypriniformes; Cyprinidae. Gene Ontology annotation, biological process: heart development; actin cytoskeleton organization; muscle structure development. Gene Ontology annotation, molecular function: actin binding; muscle alpha-actinin binding. The transcript is spliced from 13 exons. Gene Ontology annotation, cellular component: filamentous actin; Z disc; adherens junction.